Amblyraja radiata (thorny skate) is the source of this 4022-nucleotide messenger RNA. Its product is annotated as ras and EF-hand domain-containing protein-like. NCBI's taxonomy places the organism in Eukaryota, Metazoa, Chordata, Chondrichthyes, Rajiformes, Rajidae. Gene Ontology annotation, molecular function: GTP binding; calcium ion binding; GTPase activity. The record is from RefSeq and is a predicted model, not a curated record. The transcript is spliced from 20 exons. Bases 435 to 2588 code for a protein of 717 amino acids.
GGGGAGUGGCUCCGCCCCGCUGAUCGGGAGGGCGGGUCCCGGAUCUCCCCAUCCGCCUCCCGGAGACCGGGGCCCGGCUGAGGCACCGACAGUCCCGGGGCUUUGGGACGGAGAACUUUUCGAAACUUUGUGCCGAGUCCGGGAGUUGAGCGGCUCCGUGGACCGGCUGGCGGUGAUCCCGGGACCGGAGCUUCUGAUACCAGGGUAUUUGGUGAGACUUUAAUUAAACUGUGGCCGCGGUUUGAUCGGCGAAUGCAUUUCAAGAACAAACUCGGCUGAUGUUUGGACAUAAUUAUUCACCGUUUCGUUUGAGAUUUAUUAAGGAAAGAAGUCUGAAGAAGGUUCAUGUGUUUGGGGUAUACAGGAGAAUUAAAGAGCCUACAAUUGAGAGAAAGAGUAGAACAACUACAGUUGAUGCAGCCUUCUCCUGAACCAUGGCAGCUGCUGACCAAGUGUUUUUGGCAGAGAUAACAGAUGAAGAUGAAGAUGGGGUUUCAGGGGCCGAGGUCCAUGUUAACACACAACUGGAUCUGUCAACAAAAGUUCAAGAAUUUUUCCUGAUCUGUGACCGAGAAUGUAAAGGAUUUAUUAACCGGAGAGAUCUGGAGCACCUUCAGGAAGAGUUGCCUCUCGGCCCAGAGGAGUUGCAGAGCGUAUUUGAUGCACUGGAUACAGAUGGGAACGGGAAGCUUACCUUGGAGGAAUUUACCACAGGCUUUAGUCAAUUUCUGUUUAAAGAAAAGAUACUCGUGAACAAGGCAAAUCCCAGCCGGGAUCAAAGUGAAGGGCUGGGUUGGGAUGGAUCAGACAGACAGUCGGCAGUGAUGGAGAAGGAAGAUGAAUGCUGCUUUCACACGCUGAUGGACAAGUUGGGAGCAAAGAACGUCUUUAUAGAUCAGGACGAAGUGCAAAACCUUUGGUCACAACUUCAGAAAGAUGAACCACAUUUGAUCAGCAAUUUUGAAGCAUUUCUCACCCAGAUUUUCACCCAGAUGCAAAAGGCAAGCAAGGAAAAAAAGAUAAUGGAGUUGGCUUUAAAAAGGAAGGGGGCAGAAAAUCUGGAAGAAAUUGAACAUCUGUACAAUGAAAUGGAGCAACGGAUUCAAAUGGAAAAACUGGCCAUGUUUAACAAAACCUCGGAUUUGAACUUUCGAUGUCAGAAACUAGAAGAAAAUCUGAAGAUUAAAGAGCAAGAACAGGAAGAGCUCUCGCUCAACAACAUGAGGUUGGAGAAAGAGUUGGAAGAGCUGCUCAGUGAAAAGCAGGAGUCGCGGAUGGUGAAUCAGAGUCUGAAGAGAACGACAGAGGAGUUGAAGGAUUCAGUCCAUUACGUGAGGGAGGAGCUGGUGGCUGCUCAGCAUGAAGUGCAGGCAGUGCAGUGUGCAACGUCCCGACUGCAGGAGGAGCAGGAACUAGAGCUCUAUCGUGUGACCGAGGGUCUGGAGAGAGAGAAGCUGAACCUUUUGAAACAGAUGGACCUCUUGAGAGAGAUGAACAAGCACCUUCGAGAUGGACGGGAUAUGUCCAAUUUCCCGAAACCAUCCAAAUAUGAAACAUCUACUUCAGGGAAGCAUAAUGUUGUGCAUGCUGAUGGUCAGCAUGUGGAGACCAAGUUCUCUUCGGGAAGGAAAAGUGUAGACUUUGAGGAGCUUGGAUGUUCAAAGUGCUUAUCGAAAAAUUUGGAGCAAGCAAUUGGUGUGAGUCAUGCCAGAGGAGGAAUGGAUAAGGAAUCUGCCAGAGGAGAAAGACGGUACUUGCAGAGGAUUAUUUCAAUUGAAGAGGAUCCACUACCACAGUUUCUUGAAACACAUUCGGCAACUCAGUUACAGAACUGGAUUGAGGUAAAUGAAGAGCAGGAGCUUGAAGAGAGGGCCCUGGAAUCAGCAGAGACACGUGCGUCUCCAGUCCAAGUAGCAUUGUCCCCUGCAUCUCGGACAACACCAGUGGCACUGGCCCCUGCAUCUCCAGACCAGGCUGCAUUAACACAAGCCAGAGAAACAUUCUCCAACCCUGAGCGUUUGUUCAAAGUAAUACUGGUUGGCAAUUCCAGUGUGGGAAAAAGCUCUCUUUUGAGAAGAUUUUGUGGCGAUGGUUUUAAUCCUGGAAUCUGUGCAACUGUCGGUAUCGAUUACUGUGUGAGAACAAUGAACGUGGCUGGCAGCGUGCUGGCCCUCCAGCUGUGGGACACUGCGGGACAAGAACGGUUUCAUAGCGUUACAAAGCAGUUCCUCCGUAAGACAGAUGGAGUUGUUCUGGUCUACGACAUCACAGCUGCCGCCAGCUUCAACGCGGUCCGGCACUGGCUACAGAGUGUCCAGGAGGGAGCAGGUCCUGACGUCUUGAUCCUUCUCCUGGCCAAUAAGACCGAUCUGGAAAGUGAACGGCGGAUUCCCACUGAGGCAGGACAGCGAGUGGCAACGGAAAGCAACCUGAUUUUCUAUGAAUGCAGUGCAUACUCUGGUGACAACAUCAACGAAGCCAUCAUGCAUCUAGCAAGACUCUUAAAGGAGCUGGAAGACAAAGAAAAGGAAAAGUUUGUUGAACUGUGUGAAGGCUCUCCCCAACAGAAAUUUUGCUGCAUAAAGUAAUAUCGAGAAUGAACUCUUCCACUAAGCAGAACAUUGGAAAGAAGCUUUAUAUCUCCUGGGUGCUGCCCCUGCUGCAGGAUUACACAAACUGAAAGAGUAUUCUUUCAUGGAAUUUACUAACUGGUAAUUUUUAAUUAAGUUCUUCAGGUUAAUUGAUGGGAUUGGGUGAAGUUUAUUUAAGAGCGGCAAGUGCGUGCAUAUUAAAGAUAGACACAGAAUGCUGGAAUAACUCAGCAGCAUCUCUCGAGACUUUUCGACCAGAAAUGCCAUCCAUUCCUUCUAUCCAGAGAUGCUGCUUGUCCCACUGAGUUACUCCAGCGUUUUGUGUCUAUCUUUGGUGUAAACCAGCACCCGCAGUUCCUUCCUACACUAUGCAUAAUAAAUCAAAUUUUAUCAAAUUAUGCAGCAAGUACAAAGGUUGCAUCUAAAAGUGAAACACGGAUAUGAAAUGGAGGAAUCUUAAAUCGGUCAGAUUGUGCAUAACUGAACCAACAAACUGUAUCAUUCAGGCAUCCUUACUCCCACCUGCCUUGGGGAUGGGGAGAAAUAGGUGCAAGUGCAGGUAAGGCACAGGGGAAAGGGGAAAGAAAGCGAGGGGAUGAAGGGGUGGAUUGGGGAAAGGUAGUCAACUAAAGAUUGGAGAAUUCAAUGUUCAUACAGUUGGGUUGUAAGCUACCCAAACAGAAUAUGAGGUGCCAUUCUUCCAACGGCAUGUAGCCUCACUGUGACUCUGGAGGUGGCCCAAGCCAGAAAGAUCAGGGUGGGAAUGAGAAGGUGAGUUAAAAUGACUAGCAGCCAGCAGAUCCAGUAGGCCUCUGUGGACCAAGUGCAAGUGUUUGGCAAUAUGGUUGCCAAGUCAAUGCUUGGCCUCGCCGAAUUACAGGAGGUUGCAUCAAGGACACUGAAUGCAGCACAUGAGGAUACAGAAUGUGCACAUGAAUUUCUAUCUCACCUGGAAGGGCUGUUGGGGUCCCUGGAUGGAAGUGAGGGGUGUAGGGAAAGGCAUUACAUCUCAUGAGGGUGCAGGGGAAAGUAUCCAGGGAGCGGGUGGUUUGGGUGGGAAGGGAUGAGAGAACCAAGGAGUUGCCGAUGUAGUGGUCUCGGAAGAAAGGGGUGGAGACGGGAUGAUGUGGCUGGUGAGAUCACAUUAGAGGUGACGGAAAAAGUUUGGAGAAUGAGGUGCUGAAUGUGGAGGCUGGUUAGGUGGAAGGUGAAAUGCUAUCCUUGUUCCAUCUGGGGGAAGGGGGAGCGAUAGCAGAACUAUGGGACAUAGAGGAUAUAUUGGUAAGGGAUCCAUCUCUGAUAGCAAGCGGAAACCAUGUUUAAUAACACAUAGAAACUAGGUGCAGGAGUAGGCCAUUCGGCCCUUCAAGCCUGCACCGCCGUUCAAUAUGAUCAUGGCUGAUCAUCCAACUCAGUAUCCCGUACCUGCCU